This is a messenger RNA of Rattus rattus (black rat), 1201 nucleotides long. RefSeq names its product cyclin dependent kinase 1 (gene Cdk1). Gene Ontology annotation, cellular component: nucleus. Gene Ontology annotation, molecular function: cyclin-dependent protein serine/threonine kinase activity; RNA polymerase II CTD heptapeptide repeat kinase activity; ATP binding. The transcript is spliced from 8 exons. Gene Ontology annotation, biological process: G2/M transition of mitotic cell cycle; protein phosphorylation; mitotic G2 DNA damage checkpoint signaling. The record is from RefSeq and is a predicted model, not a curated record. Bases 114 to 1007 code for a protein of 297 amino acids. Lineage: Eukaryota; Metazoa; Chordata; Mammalia; Rodentia; Muridae.
AACUGCUGGCACUCGGCCUCUAAGCUCCCGGAGUUGCUGCGUCCGCGCAGUCCGGAACUGCGGUGUGGCCGCCGCGGGAACAGAGAGGGUCCGUUGUAACCUGUUGAGUAACUAUGGAGGACUAUAUCAAAAUAGAGAAAAUCGGAGAAGGGACUUAUGGUGUGGUAUAUAAAGGUAGACACAGAACUACUGGCCAGAUCGUGGCCAUGAAGAAAAUCAGACUUGAAAGCGAGGAAGAAGGAGUGCCCAGUACGGCAAUCCGGGAAAUCUCUCUGUUAAAAGAACUUCGACAUCCAAAUAUAGUCAGCCUGCAGGAUGUACUCAUGCAGGACUCCAGGCUGUAUCUCAUCUUCGAGUUCCUGUCCAUGGAUCUCAAGAAGUACCUGGACUCUAUCCCUCCUGGCCAGUUCAUGGAUUCUUCGCUCGUUAAGAGUUACUUGUACCAAAUCCUCCAGGGGAUUGUGUUUUGUCACUCCCGACGAGUUCUUCACAGAGACUUGAAACCUCAAAAUCUAUUGAUUGACGACAAAGGAACAAUCAAACUGGCAGAUUUCGGCCUUGCCAGAGCGUUUGGAAUACCGAUAAGAGUGUACACACACGAGGUAGUGACGCUGUGGUACCGAUCGCCAGAGGUGCUGCUGGGCUCGGCUCGCUACUCCACCCCGGUUGACAUCUGGAGCAUAGGGACCAUAUUUGCAGAGCUGGCGACCAAGAAGCCGCUUUUCCACGGCGACUCCGAGAUUGACCAGCUCUUCAGGAUCUUCAGAGCUCUGGGCACCCCUAACAACGAAGUGUGGCCAGAAGUAGAGUCCCUGCAGGACUACAAGAACACUUUCCCCAAGUGGAAGCCGGGGAGCCUCGCGUCCCACGUCAAGAACCUGGAUGAAAACGGCUUGGACUUGCUCUCGAAAAUGCUGGUCUACGAUCCAGCCAAACGAAUCUCUGGAAAAAUGGCCCUCAAGCACCCGUACUUUGACGACUUGGACAAUCAGAUCAAGAAGAUGUAACCCUCUGGAAGUCCCGCCCUGCUGUGGCAGGGGAAGAUCGUGGCGUUUACUGUUGGCUCUUCCUGUCUUGUAUAGUUUUCUUUUCUUUGUCUGUAAACCAUCAUCUGGACUUUUCCUAUUUUCCUACGUAUAACUUAAUUAACAUGUAAAUAUUAUUCCAUAUGAAUUUAAAUAUAAUUCUGUAUAUGUGUAGA